Dicentrarchus labrax (European seabass) is the source of this 2807-nucleotide messenger RNA. It is a transcript of the gene rdh8a, whose product is annotated as retinol dehydrogenase 8a. Bases 261 to 1214 code for a protein of 317 amino acids. Lineage: Eukaryota; Metazoa; Chordata; Actinopteri; Moronidae. Gene Ontology annotation, molecular function: estradiol 17-beta-dehydrogenase [NAD(P)+] activity. Gene Ontology annotation, cellular component: cytoplasm. The record is from RefSeq and is a predicted model, not a curated record. Gene Ontology annotation, biological process: estrogen biosynthetic process. The transcript is spliced from 6 exons.
UAAACACACUUUAACUUCAUUUUCAGGGCAGGCGGCACUUAUCAAGUUGAAAAAUCUUGUCUGCAAGGGGUGUUUGCGAUGCCACGUCUUUUUUGCUUACUGAUUUUAUUGAGCAUGUGACUGAAUUAGACGCUCACAUGGCUGCGGUGGCUGCAUGAUCCGCUUUAGUUCUUUAAAGUCCGGUGAUCGGUAGCUCCCUCGGCAGCGACCAUCCGGAGCAGAGGACCGCUGAAAAACACAGCGCUCAACCCGGACAAAUCAUGGCGAACAGCGGGCAGAAAGUUGUGCUGAUCACCGGCUGCUCCUCCGGCAUCGGGUUACGAAUCGCCGUCACGCUGGCCAAAGAUGAAAAGAAGCGUUACCAUGUCAUUGCCACCAUGCGAGACCUGAAGAAAAAGGAUAAGCUUGUGGAGGCGGCAGGAGAUGCAUAUGGCAAGACCUUGAUGUUGCUUCCACUAGAUGUGUGCAGUGAUGAGUCCGUCAAGCAGUGCAUCAACAAUGUUAAGGACCGCCAUAUAGAUAUCCUGAUCAACAAUGCAGGUGUGGGCCUGCUGGGACCUGUGGAAAGCAUCAGCAUCGAGGAGAUGAAAAGAGUAUUUGAGACCAACUUCUUUGGUGUUGUUCGCAUGAUCAAAGAAGUUAUGCCAGACAUGAAGAAGAGGCGUUCAGGACACAUUUUGGUCAUGAGCAGUGUCAUGGGUCUUCAGGGAGUGGUGUUUAAUGAUGUUUACACUGCCUCUAAGUUUGCCAUGGAAGGUUUCUGUGAGAGUAUGGCCGUGCAACUGAUGAAGUUCAAUAUCCGGUUGUCCAUGAUUGAGCCUGGCCCAGUGCACACUGAGUUUGAGACAAAGAUGAUGGAGGAUGUGGCCAAGAUGGAGUACCCAGGAGUAGAUGCCGACACAGUUCGUUAUUUUAAAGACGUUUACCUGCCAUCAUCCAUAGAUAUUUUUGAAGCCAUGGGCCAGAUGCCAGAUGACAUUGCCAAAUGCAUUAAAAAGGUUAUUGAGUCAAGCAGCCCUCGCUUCAGGAAUCUGACCAACAGCCUCUACACACCCAUUGUGGCCUUAAAGUAUGCAGAUGAGACUGGUGGCCUGUCUGUCAACACUUUCUACAACUUACUCUUCAAUUUCGGCCCUCUCAUGCACAUUACCAUGAGCAUCCUCAAGUGCCUGACAUGCAGCUGCCUGCGUAGACGCACCAUCUCACCUAACUGAAGAGGGUGUCUGAUCCUGCCCCGUGCCCUGCCAGUUUGUUCACCCCACCCAGUUCCUACUGCCUUUUCCUGAGGUUUUGGGCUAAGCAGGUAGAGUAGAGCCAGUAACCGUGGAGAGAGGAGGUGCCUUUUAGUUCAAAGACACUACCAUGAUAAGCUUUGUCAGACAACAUGCACAAUUGCACAAGUUUGUCACAGAGAUGUUGUAUUCAGGAUGACCUCAUGUACUCACACAUACACACAGAGAUACAUACAGUGGAGUGGAUUCUCUCAUUGCUAGAGUUUGAAAUCGAGAACCGGUUCCAAAUUAAACAUUGAUUAACCUGAGUCACAUGCAUGGCUUUUUUUCUACUGUGUUUAGACACUCAGACAGAGAUAAUAAAACAGUUGUGUCGAUGAUGACAACCUGUGUUUUUUUCACACAGAAAAUUGAUCAACAAUCAAUAAGGGAAUCAAUAAAGAGGAUACUAACCGUAACCCCAACCCAUCCCUAGUUCUGUGUUUCACUUAAUCAAUGUGACAGUAGGUGAAAAUUUGUCUUUACCUACAGAAAACAAACAUUUGUGAUUUUCUUAAUGCUUCGCUAUCAAAUAAGGGAUAGUGAAAGUACAGUGUGAAAUUUAAAACAUUUACAAAAAUAGUCUUAAUACUGAUGAUUUGGAGUGCUCCACACACUCCUCAGCAUUUCUUUGCGGCUCCAAGUUGUGUAAUCGUACAGGUCUAAAGAACCAUUUUCUGGUUCUGGCUGUUUUUGUAAAGUGAAGAAGAAACAUGCCUGACAUGCAGCUGCCUGCGUAGACGCACCAUCUCACCUAACUGAAGAGGGUGUCUGAUCCUGCCCCGUGCCCUGCCAGUUUGUUCACCCCACCCAGUUCCUACUGCCUUUUCCUGAGGUUUUUGGCUAAGCAGGUAGAGUAGAGCCAGUAACCAUGGAGAGAGGAGGUGCCUUUUAGUUCAAAGACACUACCAUGAUAAGCUUUGCCAAACAACAUGCACAAUUGCACAAGUUUGUCACAGAGAUGUUGUAUUCAGGAUGACCUCAUGUACUCACACAUACACAGAGAUACAUACAGACACAAAAACAACAACACACACAUUGGAUUAUUGUACAUACACAUCAUAAAGUGAAGGCCAUGCCUUAGCUAUUGCUUUCUGAGAGGAACUGAAAAUAUGUUGUUUAAGUGGUUAGAUGUCUUUAUCUUUUUCAAGAGAACACAGAGACAGGACAUGAGACACAAUCCCCAUUGACAGGCAACAAAGCACAAAAUAUGUACUCAGUUAAAGAAAAAAACAAUAAGAUUAUAGAGUAAUAAUAAUGCAAUAAUUUGUAGCCUAGAGAUAUAUACUCAGGCUCACAGGAGUUAUAACAUGAAUGACAGAAACAAUAUGUAUGCUUUAAUUGUGUUGUGCCCUUAAUUCCAUGUUUGCCUUAACAUAGUGUUCUCAUGGUCAUAACUGCUGUUAAAUCAUAUUUUUAAUCUUUUGAUGAUCUGAAUGUUUUUUGAGUUUUUAAAGGUUUGUGAAGGGUUGGGUCAGAUAUGUUUAAUCUAGCAUCUUGAUUAAGAAAUAAACAGAAUUCUGAUUUACCCUCAAA